GGCCAUCUACCUACCCAACACAUCCAUCCAUCCUCUACCAGUCUACCGGGAGGAGAGGAGAGGAGAAGAAACCUGUAGCGGCACGCACCCGCCCACGCCAUUAAUACCUCCCUACCUCCGUGCUCCGCCCAGACACCACACAACACCCUCGUGCUUCUCGCCCCGCCCCCAACCACCCACGCGCCGGCAGCGAGAGCUAGGAGGACUAAGAUGGCGGCGGACGGCGGAGGGGAGCCGGACCACCUGGCGGGGGAGAGGGCGACGGCGCAGUUCGACGUCGACGGCAUGAAGGUCGCCUGGGCCGGCUCCCGCCACGCCGUCGAGGUCGCCGACCGCAUGGCCCGACUCGUGGCCUCAGACCCCGUGUUCCGCAAGGAUACCAGGACGAUGCUCUCCAGGAAGGAGCUGUUCAAGGACACGCUCAAGAAGGCGGCGCACGCCUGGAAGCGCAUUGUCGAGCUGCGUCUCACAGAGGAGGAAGCAAACUUGCUGAGGCUGUACGUUGACCAGCCCGGUUAUGUCGAUCUCCAUUGGGGCAUGUUUGUUCCUGCCAUAAAAGGGCAAGGGACCGAGGAGCAACAGAAGAAAUGGUUACCUAUGGCGUACAAGUUCCAAAUAAUCGGAUGCUAUGCUCAGACUGAACUUGGUCAUGGUUCAAAUGUUCAGGGUCUCGAGACAACUGCCACAUUUGAUCCAAGUACCGAUGAGUUUGUUAUGCACAGCCCGACUCUGACCUCUAGCAAGUGGUGGCCUGGUGGCUUGGGAAAAGCUUCCACUCAUGCAGUUGUGUAUGCUCGUCUCAUAACGGAAGGAAAAGACUAUGGCAUACAUGGUUUUAUCGUGCAGUUGCGAAGCUUAGAUGACCACUCUCCUCUUCCUGGUGUGACUCUCGGUGAUAUUGGUGGAAAGUUUGGCAGCGGGGCAUAUAACAGUAUGGAUAAUGGUGUUCUGCGCUUCGACCAUGUGCGCAUCCCAAGGGAUCAAAUGUUGAUGAGGCUUUCCCAAGUUACAAGGGAGGGAAAGUAUGUGCACUCAGAUGUACCAAAGCAGCUGCUAUACGGGACAAUGGUUUAUGUCCGUCAGACAAUUGUCGCAGAUGCUUCCAAGGCUUUGUCCCGUGCUGUUUGCAUUGCUGUAAGGUAUAGUGCUAUCCGGAAGCAGUUCGGUUCCCAAGAUGGUGGCCCUGAGACUCAGGUCCUCAAUUACAAGACUCAACAGAGCAGGCUCUUCCCUUUGCUGGCUUCAGCUUAUGCAUAUAGAUUUGUGGGUCAGUGGUUGAAGUGGCUAUACACGGAUGUCAAUCAGAAGCUGGAAGCUAAGGAUUACUCAACACUGCCAGAGGCUCAUGCCUGUACUGCUGGGCUCAAGUCCGUGACAACAUCUGCAACAGCUGAUGCGAUUGAAGAAUGCCGAAAGCUCUGUGGUGGGCAUGGUUACCUGAACAGCAGUGGGCUCCCUGAACUUUUUGCGGUCUAUGUUCCUGCCUGCACCUAUGAAGGAGACAAUGUCGUUUUGCUGUUGCAGGUUGCAAGGUUUUUGAUGAAGACGGUCUCUCAGGUGGCCGCUGGGAAGCAACCUGUCGGCACCAUAGCUUACAUGGGCAACAUACAGCACUUGAUGCAAUGCAAAAGCGCUGUAAAUACAGCUGAAGACUGGCUCAAUCCCGCUGCCAUAAAGGAGGUGUUUGAAGCUAGGGCCCUGAGGAUGGCGGUGAACUGUGCCCAGAACAUUAGCAAGGCGCCAAGCCAGGAAGAAGGUUUCUCCGAGCUCUCACCUGAUUUGCUCGAGGCUGCCGUGGCUCACGUCCAGCUGAUCAUCGUGACCAAGUUCAUCGAGAAGCUGCAGGAGGACAUCCCUGGUCCCGGGGUGAAGGAGCAGCUGCAGAAGCUGUGCAGCAUCUACGCGCUCCACCUGCUUCACAAGCACCUGGGCGACUUCCUGUCGACGGGGUGCGUCACAGCCAGGCAGGGCGCGCUGGCCAAUGAGCUGCUCGGCAAGCUGUAUGCGCAGGUGCGGCCUAAUGCGGUGGCGCUGGUGGACGCGUUUGACUACACGGACCACUACCUGGGGUCGGUGCUGGGGCGGUACGACGGGGACGUGUACCCGGCGCUGUACGAGGAGGCGUGGAAGGACCCGCUGAACGAGACGGUGGUUCCCGACGGGUACCAGGAGCACCUCCGGCCGCUGCUCAAGCAGCAGCUCAAGCUGUCCAGACUAUGAUACAAUAGAUCCUUCCUUCCUGAAUCUAUCCACGUUGGAUUGGACUGUGGAUGUGAAGCAGUAAUAAUUAUCACAAGGAAAGAGGUGAUUGGUUGUUGUUGACUUGGCAAGAGGGACAGACAGACAUACUCCCUCCUUCCGCGAAUAAGUGUACUUCUAGAUUCAUAAAAGGGUAAUUAGCAUUAUACUGGGCAGUAUUAGUACGGUUGCUGUGGUUGUCAUUUUGGUUAAUGCAUGUUUGGCCAGUGGCUGUAUUAUUGGUAAUUAGCAUUAUACUUAUCAGUAGCAAGUGUGCGGAUGGAUUCUUUUCUAGAAUGUACAAGGAGGAAAAUUGGGAGAAUAAUGGAUGGAAUGGUUUAUCUUAAA
Aegilops tauschii subsp. strangulata is the source of this 2586-nucleotide messenger RNA. Its product is annotated as peroxisomal acyl-coenzyme A oxidase 1. Gene Ontology annotation, cellular component: peroxisome. Gene Ontology annotation, molecular function: fatty acid binding; acyl-CoA oxidase activity; FAD binding. NCBI's taxonomy places the organism in Eukaryota, Viridiplantae, Streptophyta, Magnoliopsida, Poales, Poaceae. The record is from RefSeq and is a predicted model, not a curated record. Gene Ontology annotation, biological process: fatty acid beta-oxidation using acyl-CoA oxidase; long-chain fatty acid metabolic process; lipid homeostasis.